Messenger RNA from Myotis daubentonii (Daubenton's bat), 3732 nucleotides. RefSeq names its product MAX dimerization protein 4 (gene MXD4). The record is from RefSeq and is a predicted model, not a curated record. Gene Ontology annotation, molecular function: RNA polymerase II cis-regulatory region sequence-specific DNA binding; protein dimerization activity; DNA-binding transcription factor activity, RNA polymerase II-specific. Gene Ontology annotation, biological process: regulation of transcription by RNA polymerase II. NCBI's taxonomy places the organism in Eukaryota, Metazoa, Chordata, Mammalia, Chiroptera, Vespertilionidae.
CAAUUUGAGGGCCUGAAGCGGAGGGUGGCGGCUGAGCGCACUGGGAGCCCGCGGGAGUCGGGGCAGUGGGGCCGCGGGGCGCGCGGGGCGGGCGGCGAGCGGAGCCGGCCGGAGCGGGCCGGGCAGCGGCCGCCGCCGUCCCGGAGCGCGCGCGCGGGGGGGCCGGAGGAUGGAGCUGAACUCCCUGCUGAUCCUGCUGGAGGCGGCCGAGUACCUGGAGCGCAGGGACCGAGAGGCCGAGCAUGGCUACGCCUCGGUGCUGCCCUUCGACGGCGACUUCGCCAGGAAGAAAACAAAGGCUGCCGGCCUGGUGCGCAAGGCUCCGAACAACAGGUCUUCACACAAUGAACUAGAAAAGCACAGACGAGCCAAGCUCAGGCUCUACCUGGAGCAGCUGAAGCAGCUGGUGCCCCUGGGCCCCGACAGCACCCGCCACACCACACUGAGCCUCCUGAAGCGCGCCAAGACGCACAUCAAGAAACUGGAGGAGCAGGACCGCAGGGCGCUGAGCAUCAAGGAGCAGCUGCAGCGCCAACACUGCUUCCUGAAGCGGCGCCUGGAGCAGCUGUCGGUACAGAGCCUGGAGCGCGUGCGCACAGACAGCACAGGCUCUGCCGUCUCCACGGACGACUCGGAGCAAGAAGUGGACGUGGAGGGCAUGGAGUUUGGCCCCGGCGAGCUGGAUAGCGUUGGCAGCAGCAGUGACGUGGACGACCACUACAGCCUGCAGAGCGACGGCGGCUAUGGGCCCCCCUGCCGGCGGCCGGCCCGCCCCGGCCUCUCGUAGGCCUGGUGCCCUCUGUCCUUGGCCUGCCUGCCACCCAGCCACGUGCGUCAGCCCUCCGGUCCUCUCCAGCCUCUUGGUGGGUCACUGCUGUGCCAUUCGGGAAGCUCCCGCAGCCUCCGGGGCUGCCGCCUCCCCCACCUGCCGGUCAGGGCCCACCUCGCCGCCCGCCCCUCCCAGCUGGGCAGGGACCCCACAGGGAGGUGUGCCCAGCUCCCGAGCCCUGGAGCCCAGCGUAGCCACCCGUGGUCUGUUCUCAGAUUCCUGAUCAUUCCAGAAGUAUUAAAUGUCGUUGCUGCAAACCCGGCGGGCGCCGUGUGCGGGGCUUACUGACCACGUGGGCAGCUCAAACCCCACCCCAGGCCCCAGGAGGAAGGAGUGGACUGAGGAAGGAAGGAAGGCGUGGCUCUCCAUUCAUCUGUCCAUCUGUCUGUCGGUCCACGUAGGCUCCUGAAGCCUGGACAGAGAGAGCCAUGAGACAGGAUGCGGGUGAGCACCCAGGGGCAGGAGGCGGGGGAAGGGCCUUUGCACCCUGAGGGUGUCAGGAGCCUGGGCUGGGUUCCCGGGGCAGGCCAGGCCACCCUCCUACCCCCCCACCCCCUGGGCAGCUUCCGCUUUGUUAGGUACCUCAGGUGUACACAUGCACGCACCUAGUCACGUCUACCCGCCUGCACACAUGCACACAUGCACACGCACACACACGUGGCCACCAGACCCAGAGGUGCCUGGGACCCAGAGGUCACCUGGGCAGCACUGGCCCUGGCCUGUGCCUGGCUCCCUCUCCUCUGUGAGUCCCCUGCGCAGUCUGCACAGGGAGGCGGCUUCUGCCCCGGCAGGGGUGAGGUGUGUGCUGGGUCCUCAGGGGACUGUCUGGUCUCCCUGUUCUAAAGGAAGGGCCUGAAAUAAACGCGGCUCCCUGCCCAGCAGCCCGAGCGGCGGGAGGGGCUUCCCGGGAGCAGGGCUUGUGGAGAGAAGCGGCCCGAGGACUCAGGCGGUGCUGCCGGCGCGCCUCUAUUUCCGGAACCAGAUUUUUGUACUCUAUUUUCCUAGUCGUGGCGUCCUUGUGUGCUGAGGGGGGGAGCCGGCGUCUCAGGGACUGGUCCGUCUGUCACCACUGUCCAAGUGUGCCUUGUGUCCUGUGUCAGGCCCCACCCCGGCCGCCACCACCAGCAUCUCCCUCCCACGUGCCGGGCAGGUGGUCUCCCGCCCACCCCCACCCCCUCCCAGCAGCCGCCACCUCCAGGGAGGGAGAGCCUGCAGGGCCAGUCAGGGCUGCUUUCUGUCGCCUUGGCAGGAGGAGCUGACCGGGCCCCAGUGUCACCCUCCCAGUGGCUCGCAGGGACCUGCUGUGCAGCUUGGCCUCCAGUCGGGAGGGCCUGCUAACCAGAGACCUAGGGUCUCACCUGGACCCAGCUUGAACCCUCCCGCCCCCUGCCCGGGGCGAGGGCUCGGGUUCCGACCUUGGCAGCUGAGGAAGACAGCAUCCUCCGCGGGUGGUCAGGCCUGAGCAUUAGGCUUCUCCUGGCCUUUCGUUCCGAGUCCUUGUCCCCGGGGACCACACAGCAAUACUCGGGGGCGGGCGGUGGGGCCGACCCACCGCGUGCCUCCUCCCUCCCGGGUGCAUGGUAACCACUUUGCCAACCGCGUUUGUCUCCAGUCCUGCCGGCAGACACCCACAUGGGUGGCCUAACCGAGGCAGAAGGGGUCCCUGGAGACAGGUCUGUCUGGCACAGAACCUGCCCCCCGAGCUCGGGAUGGUGGGUGCACGUGGGCCCGUGGGGUCAGGGCUGGGGUCGUAGGAAAACUCUUCUGCUGGCAUCUCCUUCCAGCUGGACCGGGCCCCCCGAGGCUUCUCCCGUCUGUCUGAGCAUGUCCACCGUGUGUUAGGGCAGGAGAAGCCGCAAGUCCGGCCCCGGGGACGGUCUGUGUCCUGAAUUCUUAAAGCAUCAGCUCCCCACCGACCCCUAAAAACCUGUGGAGGCUCUGCUCCCGCCUCUGGCCUCAGCAUCCUGCCCCAUGACAAGCUGUGGCCCUCGGCCCACCCGGCUGGCAGCUCCCCCCAUGGCUCCUCAGCCAUGGUUUCCAUGUGGGCCAGGGAGUUGGCCUCGCUGGUGCUGCCCACACCCGCAGACAUGAGGGGUGGCCCUCAGGGCCAGGCCAGGUGCUAGGAGUUACACAUCCAUUGCCCUCCCUCCAGCUCCCUGCCGUCUGCACAGGCUGGCUUGGUGGGGGGCCAUGGUGCCCGGAGAGGGCCCUGCUGAGGCCUGAUGGAUUGCUAAGAGCACGCCUCAGCGCUGUCGGGUCUGUAAAGCCAAUGUGACCAGCACAGGGCCCCUGGGGGUGCCUGCACCCUCUCUCCAUGUGCCCUCCCAGGCCAUGUGGGGCACUGUGGCACUGGGUGGCUGAAAUCCUGGAACCCCAGCCUCAGGUUUGGGUCCCCACGCUUGUGCAGUGGCCCCCACACUCCUGGCCACCACCCCAGUGUAGGUCCAGCUGGCUGGGGGGGCUGCCGGCAGCUCCCCCUCUGAGCCUGGGGCCCGCCUCUGCAUAUUCCGUUUAAGAGGCCAGUGCCCGAGCCUCCUUUCCUGGGCAGGUGGAGCCCUGUGCCCAACCGUGGCCCCGAGAGCCCCUCCUGUCUGCCCCAGGUAGUCCCCAUCUGCUGGGCGAGGCAGGCUUCCCACUCCCUGCUCCCUGCCUCUCUCUGGGCAGCAAACCUGGGCCCCUCCCCACCUCUGUGCACAUAGGACUCUGAGCCUGGGCCGCAUCCAGGGCACCAGGGCAGGUUCUGUGCCAGGGUCCGGGGCGGCCCAGGAGGCCUGGUGCUGGCCAGGUGGGCGCAUUACAAGACCCUCCCUGGAGAGAGAGGGGUCACUCAUCCACUGCUCACGGGGAGGGGCUGUGCUGUACCAUUCUGUCUUUGUAAUAUAAAUACAGAUUUUUAUACCUCA